Messenger RNA from Oncorhynchus kisutch (coho salmon), 3254 nucleotides. RefSeq names its product protein SMG8-like. The record is from RefSeq and is a predicted model, not a curated record. Lineage: Eukaryota; Metazoa; Chordata; Actinopteri; Salmoniformes; Salmonidae. The coding region runs from base 60 to 2849 and encodes 929 amino acids. The transcript is spliced from 4 exons. Gene Ontology annotation, biological process: nuclear-transcribed mRNA catabolic process, nonsense-mediated decay.
UCACGGAAAGUGGCCUUGUGCGCAGCUGUUUAUCUUCCCCAUGAUAUGAGCGGAAAAAAAUGGCGUUGCCCGUGAGUGUGGGAGCGCUUCUAGAAUCAGAAGUAAUAGAGGAUCCAUUAUACAAAGAUGAAGGUCUCUGUGUACUUGGUAUAUUCGGUAAGACUGCAAUGCUACCCGGAUCACCGAAAGAGUUUCUAAUCAACACGCUCGCGGACAAGCACAUCUAUCCACUAUUUGGACAGGAUGAGACAGACAAUCACAACAGUGGAAGCUUGAUUCAGGCGUACUACAGCCAAGAAAACCGCGUAUUGUAUCUGGUGCUUACUUCAGUUUGUGACAACCGACAGCUUUUGUGGGCGUGUGAGUCUUUGACUACGGGCGUCGGACACUCGGAGGCGCACGAAUUCUGGAAAGGAGCGGAUAAACAGCAUUGCUUAGCAUUGCUUUACCUAUUCUCGUUGUGCCAUGUCCUGCUACUGGUCCAUCCUACAUGCUGUUUUGAUGUCACCUAUGACCGAUUGUUCCGUGCUCUGGAUGCACUUCGCCAGAAAGUUCUGCCACUAUUACGUGCUGCAAUCAAGGAUUCCACCAUAUCCAAAGAAUGGAAGGUGAACUGCCGGCCCUGUCCUCCUCGCCUGCUAUUCGUAUUCCAGAUGAAUGGAGCCCUGCGAAGCUAUGGUGGAAAUGGUUCAGACCCUUCUGGGGGAAAUGCUGAUAAGCCCAAGAAACACUCGCCAAGGAGACGCCUCCAGCAUGCAUUGGAAGACCAGAUAUAUCGCAUUUUCCGGAAAAGUCGGGUCCUCACCAACCAGAGCAGUAAUUGCUUAUUCACUGUCCCUGCUAACCAAGCGUUUGUUUACGUGGUGCCUGGGCCAGAGGAGGACCCAGUGGCAGCCGUGCUAGGGCAGCUGCGCUCCAACUGUGCCCUGAGGGAAAAUGACACCAGCACCUCGGUGUCUGGACCCAGGCGCUACCAACAAAUGCGUCACUCUGCAAGACAACCAUCCUUCAAUGUAGAAAGCAGCAGCUUCUCAGGGGGGCAACUAGUAGACUGUAAUCUGAAGGAGUUCCUUUGGCAGCAUGUCGAACUGGUGUUGACCAAGAAAGGCUUUGAUGACAGCGUUGGUCGUAAUCCGCAGCCUUCUCAUUUUGAGCUGCCAACCUACUCCAAAUGGGCACAAGUGGCCUACAGGCUGCAUCAGGUCAUGAUAGCCAACACAGAGGAGGAAACUGCAGAGCUGGCCGUCAAAGUGCAGAGUCAGCUUAAGUUUUUGGAAGGUUUCCUGGACGCAGAUGCCAAGUUCUCUGAGAACCGCUGCCAGAAAGCCCUGCCACUGGCACAUAGUGCCUACCAGUCUAACCUUCCCCAUAACUAUACCACCACUGUGCAUAAAAACCAACUGACACAAGCACUUCGGGUCUACAGCCAGCAUGCACGCGGUGUAGCUUUUCAGCGCUAUGCCUUGCAGUUGCAUGAGGACUGCUACAAGUUCUGGAGUAAUGGGCAUCAGUUAUGUGAAGAGCGCAGUCUGACAGACCAACACUGUGUGCACAAGUUUCACCUGCUGCCUCAGCCAGAUGAGAAGCCAGAGAUGGACCGCAACCCGCCCAUCCUCAACCACAACAGCCGGGGGCGUUCCACUAGCUCGUGUAACUGUGGCUGGAAGCAAGCCCCUCGUGAGGACCCCUUUGACAUCCAAGCUGCCAACUACGACUUCUACCAAAUGUUUGAGGAGAAAUGCUGCGGAAAGCUGGAGAGGAUCGACUUUCCUGUUUUCCAGCCAAGCACCCCAGACCCAGCCCCGGCCUGUGAAGAAGCACCCAGACCCACUGAGGUGGCUGUCCCAGUCCCACCGUCAGAGCCUGGGUCAGGGCCAUCAGAGGGGGAGAGGCUAAAGGAGAGCAUCCCAGCGUCCCACCCAGUGUCCCACACCCCCGGAGAGAGCACCAGCCUCAGCCUGGCCCUCAGCCUGGGCCAGUCCACUGACAGCCUAGGGCCUUAUGGAGAUGGAGGGGGCGGUGAGGGCCAGGAGAAGAGGUCCAGCCUGGUGGAUCGCCAGGCCUCCACUGUGGAGUACCUUCCAUGCAUGCUCCACUCAGGCUGCUCCAAAGGUCUGCUGCCUAAGUUCUCCAGCUGGUCGCUGGUCAAGCUUGGCCCUGCUAAGACCUACAACCCCCACACUGGCCUGGAGCAGCCAGGCUUCCUGCCUGGCUCCUCCUUCCUCCUGCCCUGGGACGUGGUGAUUCGCUCCCGCUCUGAAGAGGAGGUGGGCUUAACUGAGCCCUUGGAUGGGGGACCCUCAUCCUGGCCGGCCCCCAACAAAACCGUGGCGGGGAAGCGAGGGAGUGCAGGGGGCCUUGGUCGGGGACGCAGGCGGGAUGACGUGGCCCGGGCCUUUGUGGGCUUUGAGUACGAGGACAGUAGGGGCCGGCGUUUCCUCAGCUCAGGACCUGAUAAAGUGGUGAAAGUGCUGGGGCCUGGAGGGGCCAAAGAGCCAGCCACCAGGGCCCUGAACACAGACAUGCCCCUGUACAUUCCCUCUCCAGCCCAGGGGCGUGGCCUAAAGACCCACUACGCCCAGCUGGCGCGCCUCUACAUUGUGGUCCCUGACGCCCCCUUGGAGAUAACACUCAACCCACAGGUCCAACCCGGCCCCCCUCCAUGUCCAGUGUUCCACCCCGAGCGGACAGAGCUGGUGCUGCCCUCCGAUGGCCUGUGGGUCCUACGUUUCCCCUAUUCCUAUGUCACAGACCGUGGCCCAUGCUACCCACCUAAAGAGAACCAGCCCCUGGCCAGCUACAAGGUCCUCAGAGGCAUCCUGCGUGCCAGCCCUCUUCCUCCACAGUAAUCUCUACUCACACCAUAGCACCGCAAUGUGACUCUCGCACUUAUUUGCAAGGUUAGUUUAAAAAUGACUUUGAGUCAGUUGGACCGUGUUCUCUUGCGUAGUGUUGUUUCAUCCCCUAAAAUACUAUUUUGAGUUAAAUGGAAUUGUGCUGGGUUAGUUAAUUAUGAAUGGCAAUCUCAAAAGGAAAAAGGUGUUGAUCUGCAUAGAACUGCGUCUCCACUUGGAUAUAUUUCAAAUUAAGAUCUUGUUCUCUGAUCUUAUGUUAUUCAUGGUAUCUUUUUAAUAAGGUUGUCAGGCUGUAUUUUCAGCUCUUACACUUAAAGGGCCAUCUAUAUAAAACACUGGAAAAUCACGUUUGUGACUGCACUGGGCCUUUAAGGAGAGAAUAAAUGACAUUUUAUUGAU